This is a messenger RNA of Chlamydomonas reinhardtii, 1566 nucleotides long. RefSeq lists its product as uncharacterized. The record is from RefSeq and is a predicted model, not a curated record. The coding region runs from base 568 to 738 and encodes 56 amino acids. Gene Ontology annotation, biological process: mitochondrial respiratory chain complex II assembly. Gene Ontology annotation, cellular component: mitochondrion. Lineage: Eukaryota; Viridiplantae; Chlorophyta; Chlorophyceae; Chlamydomonadales; Chlamydomonadaceae. The transcript has 3 exons.
AGCCGUGGGUCGGCGUCAUAAGACUACCUCUUGCGAGUCCCUAAGCUGACAAGCUAGGGUGAGGCCGGUGGCGAGUCCGCUGCUGGCGUGGCCACCACGGUCCGAUAGGGCGCCAUCGUCCGUCUACCGAUUGGCAGUCUCUCGCUGUUGCUGUGCUGACAGCCCUCAUUGUCGGCUCGUCUUCAAGCACAACCAAGAAGCCUUUCGCAGAGCCUUUCGAUUUCACCAAACGUCAUUUCGACACGGGUCCGCAGAAUCGUCGAUUUGAUCGCCGCGUUCAAUAUGAUGUCCUCUCUAAUAUCAUCGCGAGUAGCAGCGCUUCUUCCAGCGCUGCAACACGCUUCCGGAGCAUUCGCCGCGCUCGCUGCGGGCACCGCCACCCGCUACACGUCGCAAGUAGCUUUACUAGAGCCUCAGAGGGCGGCCUCUGCCCAGAGCGCGCCAUCCGGCAGCACGUCGGGUGGCCCACCGUCGGCCUUGCCGGUUACGCCCAACGUGGCAGCCAGCCCACUUGAUGCCUUUCAGUCUAAGCUCCAAAGCAAGACUGAGCAAGAGAUUUUAAAGCUGAUGGAGGAGGCAAGGGCAGCGAAACUGGGCGCUGGGUCAGAAGAACCUGAAGAGGAGCACGAAGGAGAGGAGGUGCCCAACCCCGACACUGGGGAGCUGUACGGGCCACGCGGCCGGGAGCCAACUCGCUAUGGUGAUUGGGAGAACAAGGGCAAGUGCAUCGACUUUUAGAUGGCCGACAGCUUGUAAGUUGGCAUGCCGUGGUGCUUCAGACAGUUAGGAUUUAUAGUUGCUGGAGCACAGGCAUCCAGCGGGUGCUAAACAGCUGGCGUUGGGUGUGGGUGGAGCAUGUGCGGGUGGGAUGUGAUAGGGCCGGCCCGGGUGCUCAUCAAGGCCGAGCACAAUCCAGUGAGGUGCCCGGGUCACAGCUAGCUUCAGUACACUAUGCUCUCGCAAAAUUCAUCUAGCGGACGGUGCAAUUUUUCGUCAAAGCUAGGUGGUCAGUUGGGGGCUCAGGAGAAGAGAAGAUGACAAGGCUGCGGUGUCUGUACAGAUGGCAUACGGGUACGUUUACCCGGGUGCAGUGCAGUGGGGGAUGCCAUUGCGUAGUGGUUGAGCAGAGAGUCCGUGGCGUCGGCAACAGAGUUAUGGAUGGUGGUGAAUCAGGCGACAGGUGUACUGCAGGUACCGCAUGUGUACCAGGACUUGACUCACACCUGCUGCCCAGUAAUUCAAUUCAGCAGUAUCAAGGCCACCACCAGCCUCCACCAAGAGCAGCAGAGGUUCGGGUGAUGAUGUGGGGCGCGGUGUAUUGAGAUGGCAUCCUGCAUGAUGAUAUGGGCGCUUCAUAGCGUUAAGCCAAUCGAGCCCACUUCGGAGACAGGUUGGAGUGAGAGCCGCUUCACCCCGGUUAGUCCGUUAGUGCACGUGGCUGAGUGCUGUGUCGCAUUAUCGAUGAUGCUUUUAACGAUACCGCAGUAGGGUGGCGAAAUGCGCCAGGUACCGUACUUUUGCUGUGAGGUGCGGGGCAGAGGCCGCUUCUUGUAAGGAGUUGUUCCC